UAACGAAUAAUGGAUAUUGAGGUUGAUUUCUGAUGAGCAUGAAUAGUAGAACAGUGAGAAACGUUUCCUUUCUUUUCGUACUGCUUUCUCCAAAGUAAAUGUACUGGAAAGGGCAAAACGAAGAAAUCGAAUUAAUGAAAAGAAAGAAAAAAAAAGAAGAUGAAAAAAAAGUCGUCCUUUCGUCCUUUCCAGUGGUUGAUAUAGCGGUUCGUAAGGGUCGGCCUCCUUUCCCUGGCGUCUAAGCUGCCAUAACCUGGUGAAAUGAGGUUCAGUUUGCUUCUCAAUAUUCUCGCGUUCAGCUCGGAGCAGGUUUCUCUCUCCUGAACACCGUUUUACGCAUCUUAGCCGGAUUCUUAACAUUAAAAAUGAUGAAAGCGAGAAAAAACAAUUACCUCAAUGCUUUUGACGGGGAAUCAAGUCAGUCUACCUCAGACGACGAUGAGUUAAUGGACUCGGAGAGUGAGACAAACACAGCAGCGAGGGACGACUCUCUGAAAGGAAGAAAAGCCGCUGUGUUUGAGAAGUUGACGAAUAUUCCAAGUAAACUUGACCAACCUCAAAGCCAAAUACCAACGUCUAAGCAUGACAUCAGUACUGGUAAUAUAGGCUCAACGGUUGAGUCCAAAAGGAAACGACAAGGGGCUACAGCAAGGGAGCGAAAUCUUCGGCGGCUGGAAAGUAAUGAAAGGGAGCGUCUACGAAUGCAUGGCCUGAAUGCUGCGUUUGAGGAGUUAAGAACUGUGAUUCCUCACAUCCAAGUGGAAAGAAAGCUGUCGAAGAUCGAGACAUUAACCUUAGCCAAAAAUUAUAUAAUGGCUCUUACAAACGUGAUUUGCGACAUGAGAGGGGACAAAAAGCCUUACAGAUUCAUCACCGCUGAAAUGGAUGAUAGUGAUUGUGAAGUAGGACAGACGAGUGAAGAACAAGCAAAUGCCACGGAGGACUAUGAGAAGCAGGAUUUCAGGAAUGAUUGUGAUUCUGCUGGAAUUCCUACUGCAUAAAAUUAUCGAGUUCGAUUAACCGGAAAGAAUCAAGUGAAAAAAAAAUGUAAUUAUAUUUGAAUGUAUCUCAAUGAAUGAAUGGAAUAACGAAUAUGAUUUUUUAAACUGAA
This is a messenger RNA of Daphnia carinata, 1111 nucleotides long. RefSeq names its product protein dimmed-like. The transcript is spliced from 5 exons. Lineage: Eukaryota; Metazoa; Arthropoda; Branchiopoda; Diplostraca; Daphniidae. Gene Ontology annotation, molecular function: protein dimerization activity. The coding region runs from base 366 to 1001 and encodes 211 amino acids. The record is from RefSeq and is a predicted model, not a curated record.